Messenger RNA from Taeniopygia guttata (zebra finch), 475 nucleotides. Lineage: Eukaryota; Metazoa; Chordata; Aves; Passeriformes; Estrildidae. The record is from RefSeq and is a predicted model, not a curated record.
UGCAUGGGGGAAUCAUGGGGGCGGGGCUGCAGGGACUGCGCUGUGCAGGGGCUGCAGCUUCCGCCCCGUGCCCGGGCGCUGGUGGUGCAAAGUUCUCAGCGAACGCGGGGCGGGCACCCCACAUCUGAGCCCAGGAAGGGCUCGGCCCCCCCGGGCGAUGGGCUGGAGCUGGAGUACGAGAUGGUGCUGAGCACCGGGGAUUCCUUCCGGACGCGGCGCCUCUCGGCUGAUGAGUUCGGUAUCCUGGAGACAGACAUCACCCUCGUCCUCAUCAUCAUCCUCACAUUACUCAUCAGUGAGCAGCUGGGGGAGAUCUGAGCUUCAAGGGGGCCUGGGGGAGGCAGUGCUCUGAGAGAUCCUGUGCUCACCCCUCCAGUCCCCCCAGACCUGUCUAGGGUGGCAGCAGCUCCACACCACCUGAAGAGGCUUAUGGUGGCUGCCAGCGUGGAGCAUGAAGGGCGAGCUUGUGGGGCUG